Rhinichthys klamathensis goyatoka is the source of this 5082-nucleotide messenger RNA. RefSeq names its product interleukin 16 (gene il16). The transcript is spliced from 23 exons. Gene Ontology annotation, molecular function: CD4 receptor binding; cytokine activity. Gene Ontology annotation, biological process: induction of positive chemotaxis; leukocyte chemotaxis. The record is from RefSeq and is a predicted model, not a curated record. Lineage: Eukaryota; Metazoa; Chordata; Actinopteri; Cypriniformes; Leuciscidae. The coding region runs from base 240 to 4832 and encodes 1530 amino acids.
GGUAGGCGGCAGUUACAAAUGCUCCUCUUAACCCACUGACAGCCUCUGGCACUACUCGAAGUGAGAGAGAGCGAGGAGAGAGAGAGAGACAUUUCUGAGUAUAGAGGGGGAACUUGUUCAGCGGUGGACUUUUAUCAUGCUGAACUGACCAGCGUCUUCCCCUCUGGAAUACUCUACAAAACAACUGCUAGCAGGACGAGACUCGCAACACACGGAUCAUUUCACUGCAAGAAGCCAAAAUGCUCAGCUUUGAGCGGCCCCCUCCAUUAGCAGUGAUGCAUCCUGGGAGAGAACCUCCCUCUGUGGCCAUCCUGCCUCUGAGAAACACCCACCACCAGCAACCGCACCACAGGAGGAGAACCAAGAGGAUGGAGAGGGGGAAACCGGGACUGCGCUCCAAGAAACUGGCCAUCCUGUCACGGUCGCUCAUCAUCUGUAGCUCCAGCACCAAUGAGGACGCCUCCAGCCCAGAAGAGAGGUACUGUGAGCCCUGGGACGCUGGACUUGAGGAGAGAUACCACAGGGACCCGCUGGAAGGGCCAAUGGGAAGUUCGGAAAAGUGCAUCACGAGGAGCAUCAGUGUCCAGGCGUCUCAGAGGGGACAAGAGGGCCCCAAAAGGACUAUGAGGAGGUCCUUCUCCAUCAAGGAAAGCAGUUUCUGGAGAAUGUGUGUCGCCACACGCGAGGAGGGUCUACAAGUGGGUGAUAACAAACUUCAGUCCAACGACAAUGGUGCUACUGUUGUCCAGGAUUUACACAGGGACACUUAUGUCUACUUUGGAGACAGGCUUGCCCCAUUUAACGGACAGGUUAUAAACGAUCAAAGAAAACAGGAGCCUGAUCCAGAGAGAAAGCCUGUGCUGAAGACUGUGUGUAGAACCACCAGUACUGAAGGUUUCUCUCCAUGUGAAAGCAGAGCUCUGUUCACUAAUGUCAAUGAAUCAGACCAGCUUGGCUACAGUUUCGGAGAAAAGGAGGCGAUGGGAAACAACAAUAACUUGAAGAUGCCAAUUAUUAAGGUGUCAGACGAUGACAGCAAGAACUGUGAUGAUGAGGAUCAGAGCUGCCAAGAGACGUCCUGCAAAAGAUCUCGCUCCAACUCCACCAGCGUUCACCCGUACUGGAUCGGAGACUUGGAUACCAUCAUUAUGAAGACGCCAGAGCUGUUCCCGUGUCACGCCCACGCCACCACAGGAUUUUACGGCAACAGGAAGUCUCUCUCUCAACAGCUGGAAUUUCCUCAUAGCAUUCCACAGGCUGUGGUUAGACCAUCUCGCUCUCUAAGUUCAGCACACUUGGUCCCCUCCUGCAGUAGCGUACAGGCGUUCAUCAUCUCCAACAUCGUGCUCAUGAAGGGCCAUGGCAAGGGCCUGGGAUUCAGUAUAGUAGGAGGCAGAGACAGCAUGUACGGCCCAAUGGGGAUUUACGUGAAGACCAUCUUCCCUGGAGGUGCAGCGGCCGCUGAUGGAAGACUACAGGAAGGAGACGAGAUACUGGAAUUGAAUGGCGAAUCUCUGCACGGCUUGACACAUGAAGAUGCCUUACACAAGUUUAAACAAGUGAAGAAGGGUUUGUUAACGCUGGUGGUGAGGACCAGUCUGCGGGUGGGCUCCAUGCUGGGCAGCAACGGACAGGUGUCUCAGUUAUGCAGAUCCAGAUCGCUGAGCUCCAGCACCGGUAUAAGUCGAGUCAGUGCUGAUUUGGGAGACUAUAACUGCCUUAAUAACUCUGCAAAACCCCAGGACAGAGUCAUGAUGGGGAUCACGUUGCAGAAGGAGAUUGGCGUAGGUCUGGGCAUUGGCUUGUGCUGUGUACCUUCAGCUAGCGGCUACCCGGGAAUCUUCAUUCACACGCUGUCGCCAGGAUCAGUGGCACACAUGGAUGGACGAUUAAGAUGUGGCGAUGAGAUCAUGGAGAUCAAUGACACAGUGGUUUGCAACAUGACACUGAACGAUGUGUACACGGUUCUGAGUCAGUGCAGCCCGGGCCCGGUUCAGAUCAUCAUCAGUCGACACCCUGACCCAAAAGUUUCUGAGCAGCAGCUCAAUGAUGCAAUCGCUCAGGCGGUGGAGCACAGCAGACUGAGGAGAGACAGGAGUCAGUGGAGUAUGGAUGGAUGUAACAGCAGUCUGAGGAGAUUAGAACCCUGUUCGCACAGCAGACAGAAGUGUAUCCGCUGUCUGGACAGGAGCGGUAGUCAUCUGACCUGUAGACGAGCACAGAAACCCAUGAUCCGAUCCUGCAGUGAGGGCGCCUACAGCCAGCGCUGUACACCAGCCAGCGCCACCACUCAAUCCCUUCUACAACCGGAGCACGUCACCAGAGUACAGAGCAUGGACGUCUCUUUAACAACCAACAGUGAAACUUCACUUAACAACACACUUUCUCCAGCCUCGUUCACUGAUGAUGACUAUAACAUUCCCUAUAAAUGUCCAGUAAAUUUCAUUGAACAACAAACAUUAGAUGUGCAUACAGGUGGGGUGAGAAAUUCUACGCCAGGACCAACAAACCAGACACGGAGGUACUGCAGACGACAGGAAGUCACCAGUCAGGAAGCGCUGACUGAUUCGAGCGGCUCUAGUCGAGGUUCUCCAGUAAAAGAGGAAGAUCUGCUGCCUUCUCAAAGCAAUUGCCAGUUUUUCUGCAGUCUAUACAGGGCUUUGAGAAAGAUCUCAAGGCUUCUGUUUAAAAAUGAAGUGGUUGAACACGCAGAAGUCAGAACUAAAGCAUCUGCCUGUAUCUCCGAGCCUAAAAGUGACUCAACACACAGAGGGGACAGACAGCACAAAGGUCCAGAGUCCCCAUCUCAAGUGUGCAGUCCGAGUAAGCGGGUCGGUCUGAGACGUCAGGCUCGUUUGGAGCUCAGUACAGAUCAACCACUUGACCCCUGGGUAAAGCUGACCGAAAGUCCAGAGAACCAGUCAUUUUGCUCCAAAAACAUGGGUGACCAUAAUGGAGAUGCUGAAGUUAACAGCACUGCCUCUGAAACCACAAACAUCACCUCAGACUCCAAAUAUGAACAACCUCCCAAUGUUAAAAAAGGGCCCCCGGUGGCUCCAAAGUCUGCAAGAGUACGUCAAAGCAUGAAGAGUAUUAAAUCUGGGAAACCGAUAACAGAGGCUUUGAAGCACCCAGAUAACAGCAGCCACGAUACUGGCAGGACCUUUGGGAUUAGUCGGAGGGCUGCUUCAUCAGGAGGCAAUUUGUCAAUCAGGCAGAAGAUCAGCUCGUUUGAGACUUUCUCAAGUGCCGAUGGAGCCGAAAAGCCGAACAGGCGACUGGCCCCAACAGCAUCUCUUCCUCCAAUGGAGAAGACAGCUAAAAACUCAUCUGCAGACUACAGCAAUGCAGAGAGAACCAAAGCUAACACAAGAAACUUGCACAAUAAUGAUAACUGCCAGUCGACACCAACAAUUUCAGCCACCAACCAACCGCCAGAGGAAGAAGAGCAAACAGCUUCCCUCAGUUCAGAUAUCAUUUCAGUGCCCCAUCCUGCAGAGGAAGAAAAACAAUCAACUUUUCAUGAUUCAGAGCCCUGUAAGCCAAUCCCUAUUGAGGAACCCGCUCUGGACUCAAAAGAGCUUCCACCUGCUGCUGAGAAUGAGCAAGAACCCCUACCUUCUGAAGAGGAUUCGCCCCCUUCAAGCCACGUACCAAGAAGAUCAAGCAGCUCGAAAGAGGGUCUUGGAGAAAAACCAGAAGGUGCUGGAACUCAUACGGUGAGCUUGAGGACCCGAAGUCUACCCCUCAGUCCCUCUUCAGAUACCCCCACCUCAAGUGGCUUGGAAGGGGAGAGCCUGGGGAUAAUCUUGUCCUUCAGCAACCAGGUGUCCAAUGCUCUGAUGCGAUCCAUGCAAUCCCUGCCGCAGUCCCCUUGCAUUCGAAUUGGGAACCCUUGGAGCGCCCCACCUGGAUCCCCUCUUCAUAACCCAAUAGAAGAAGACUCUUCUGCCGAAAAUCCCUCACCUUCACCAGCACUAGAAAACAGUGAGAGGGGUUUCUCUGUAAGCUUGGCUGAACUGAGAGAGCGCACCAUCGAGAGAGGGGAGGAGUGCGAGGAGGACCGGAAACCCGAACGACCGCUCACUUCAGCCUCAGCCCUCUGUGCCCAAUCGAUGCUCUCGGCCCUUCCUCAACAGGAGAUUCAGCGGAUGAUUCAGGAAGUCAGGGAUCUGGAUGAAGACACGCUAAGGCAACUGGAAGGCAUCCAGGUUGUGAUUCUACAUAAAGAAGAAGGAGCUGGCUUGGGUUUCAGCAUUGCUGGAGGUAUUGAUCUGGAGAACAAAGCAACUACAGUUCACAGAGUGUUUCCCAGUGGCUUGGCAGCUCAGGAGGGCACCAUUGAAAGAGGAGAUGAGGUGUUGUCCAUUAAUGGUCAAACGCUAAAAAAUGUCACGCACAGCGAUGCCACGGCGAUACUCAGGCAAGCCCGCACCAUGAAGCAGGCUGUGGUGGUGGUGUCCAAGAACAAAGAAGCAGAAGGAAAGGGAAGCGCUAACGCUAAUGAGUCUAGCAGCAGCGGGGCAGAAAGCAGCGUCACAGGGGACGAUGGAGGUGAAGCUGUAACAAUCGAGCUGGAGAAGAAUGCGGGUGGAGUUGGAUUCAGUCUUGAGGGAGGAAAAGGCUCCAUUAAUGGUGACAGACCACUAACAGUCAACAGAAUAUUUACAGGAAGUGACGCUGAGCAAAAGGGGCUGAAGUCUGGCGAUGAGGUACUGCAGAUACAGGACUCGUCUCUGCAGGGUCUCACACGCUUUGAGGCCUGGACAUUCAUCAAAGGUCUGAACGACGGUCCGUUCACACUCGUCAUUAAGAGAAAAAGAUGCGAGUAGAGCGAAACUCCAUUCAAAAGCACUUAUAAAAAGCCAAAAGAAAAAAAAAAAACAGAACACAUACUGGACUACCAAUUUUGAAUCAACUUUAAAUUAUGCAAAAACGUUAUUUCAAGCCUUGAGGAAAUGCCUCCAAUUUCUAAAAAUGACAAAUCACAAUUUCUUAAAAGCAGGUUUCCCAGUUGUUUCGACCAAUGAGUUUAGUCUAUUUUUGCAGAGAUUGCAAUCCAAAAGAGCAAUUUCUAACAAA